Messenger RNA from Amphibalanus amphitrite, 1591 nucleotides. RefSeq names its product RNA-binding protein squid-like (gene sqd). Lineage: Eukaryota; Metazoa; Arthropoda; Thecostraca; Balanomorpha; Balanidae. The record is from RefSeq and is a predicted model, not a curated record. The coding region runs from base 131 to 1033 and encodes 300 amino acids. Gene Ontology annotation, cellular component: nucleoplasm. The transcript is spliced from 8 exons. Gene Ontology annotation, biological process: regulation of gene expression. Gene Ontology annotation, molecular function: RNA binding.
AAUUCCUCUUGCGCCCGGUUCUUUGUCGUGGGAGGACGCUGUAACAUUUUUGCGCUCUUUUGGUAAUUUCUAGCGUUUCUACGUGUGGUUUUUUACUCUCUUGACCUCGACACUCUUUUAAGUAACCAAGAUGAGCGAAGAUUUCACAUCCGACUACACCGGAAACGAGGGUUUCAACUCUGGGGAGGCCAUCACUCAGGAGAAUGGCAAAGCCAAGGGCACGAACGGCUCCGGCGAUGGCGCCGGAAAGGACAGCGGCGCCGCCGAGGCGCCCGGCCGCGAUGAUGAGAGGAAGCUGUUUGUCGGCGGCCUCAGCUGGGAGAGCUCAGAGAAGGAGCUCCGAGACUAUUUCGGCCAGUUCGGCGAGAUCGAGUCUGUGAAUGUGAAGACGGACCCCAACACGGGCCGGUCCCGCGGCUUUGCCUUCCUCGUCUUCUCCAACACAGAGACCAUCGACAAGGUGCUGGGCAAGUCUGAACACAUCAUCAACGGUAAGAAGGUGGACCCCAAGAAGGCGAAGGCGCGCCACGGCAAAAUCUUCGUCGGAGGUCUGAAGCCCGAGAUGAGCGACGAUGACAUCAAGAACCACUUCUCCGCCAUGGGCACGGUGGUGGAGGUUGAGAUGCCGAUGGACAAGGUGAAGAACACACGCAAGGGCUUCUGCUUCAUCACGUUCGAGCAGGAGGCGGUCGUCCAGGACCUGAUCCGCACCGGCAAGACCAAGAUCAAGGACAUCGAGGUGGACGUGAAGAAGGCGACGCCGAAGCCGGACGGCGGCCGGGGCGGCAUGCGCGGAGCACCGCGCGGCGGCCGCGGUAUGGGACGAGGCCGCGGCGGCCGCGGAGGCUGGGGUGGCGGCUGGGGUGGCGGCUACGGAGGCGGAUACGGAGGCGGAUAUGGCGGGGGAUAUGGAGGAGGAUACGACGGCUACGGAGUGCCGCCGCCGCAGUACGCCGCCGCCAGCCACGGAGCGGGCCGCCAUGACGGGUACCGGGCGCCAGCGCGCGCCCCAGACGGACCCUGGCGACAGUGAACGAGCGAGAGAGGCGCUGGGGGGGGGGGGUCAAGAUGUGGGGGACCCGCGAGUGGGUGGGGACUAAAAGAAGGUGGGCGCGGGUUGGGUCUGUGGACUGAGAGAUGUAGGUUAGACCAGACAGUGGGGGUUCUGGACUCUGUGUGGCCUCGCUGCCGUAACUGAACAGAGCGCCUCCCCAGCGUCUUGUGGGGCGGGAGGAGAGGGCUAAGUGUAGAACGUCCCGCCGGCCGGGCGGCUGUCCGUCCCAGGCGUCUCUGGUACAAACUACCGACAAUUUGUCGCCAGUUUAAUUCUGCCCCCUGUGUGUUUGUGUGCGUGAGAUUGUACCGGGUGUCACACAACGGAAAGCUGACUUAGGUUCGCGUAUCUGAUCUUAGUUUUCGGAGCGUUUUGUACCGAAGCGUUGAAGUAGUUUGUCUUGAUUAACACACAGAAACGGGAAGAACGCGACUUGUUUUGUUGUUGUUCAUUGUGCAGAUGGCAGAAGCUUAGUCGUGUGCGUGUGUUGUGUUAGAUUAAUCCCCAGUUUUGAUAAAUAUAUUUUGUCAUGUCAAA